Penicillium expansum is the source of this 1155-nucleotide messenger RNA. Its product is annotated as zinc-binding alcohol dehydrogenase family protein. The transcript has a single exon. Bases 1 to 1155 code for a protein of 384 amino acids. Gene Ontology annotation, molecular function: oxidoreductase activity, acting on NAD(P)H. Lineage: Eukaryota; Fungi; Ascomycota; Eurotiomycetes; Eurotiales; Aspergillaceae. The record is from RefSeq and is a predicted model, not a curated record.
AUGCCCUCGGCAGAACCAUCAUGGCCGGAGCGCCAGACUGCCAUCAUCGCCAAUGCAACUGGCGAUCUCGUCGUGUCGCAAGAUGUACAGCUGCCAGAAUUGGAGCCGGAUAUGCUCAUCGUCAAGACCGUGGCCGUCGCGGUUAACCCGUGCGAUAUGAAGAUGACAGGUUCAAUGGGUAUUAAAGGUGCCAUUUCAGGCGGUGAUUGUGCUGGUAUUGUCAUUGCCAUUGGCUCUGAGGUGCCUGAGGGGAGAUUCGCCGUUGGGGAUCGUGUCUGCGCAGCAGUCCACUCCAUGAACCCACUUCUACCUCGAGUUGGCGCAUUUGCGCAAUACGUCGGCGCAACCGCCGACUUCACACUCAAGAUUCCUGAUGACAUGACAUUUGAAGAGGCAUCGACUCUGGGAAUCAGUACUGCCACCAUCGGCUAUGCUUUGUUCAAGUCAUUGAACGUUCCAGGCCACCCCGACAAGCCAGCUAUGAAGCCAGCUUACGUCCUAGUCUACGGAGGCAGCACUGCGACAGGAACAAUCGCCAUCCAGCUGAUCCGCCGGUAUGAAAGGCCCUUCAAGUUCCAUAGUAUAUCAUGUGUGCAAAUCUCUGACAAUACCUGUUUGAAUAGCUCGGGUCUGAUCCCCAUCACCACCUGCUCGCCGAAGAACUUCCCGCUCGUAGAACGAAGUGGCGCUGAAAAGGCAUUUGACUACCACGACCCCAAUAUUGUGAAGGAGAUCAAAGCGUACACUAAGAACGCCCUUCAAUAUUCGUUGGACUGCUUUUGCGACAGCGCCAGCAUGCGUUUCUGCUACGCCGUGCUAGGGCGGGCUGGCGGGCGCUACACCACGCUGGAGUACUACAACCCAGAGCUACAUACUCGCAAAACAGUCAAGCCGGACUGGAUCCUCGGAAUGGCACUAUUUGGUAAGAGAAUUGGCUGGAAGGAGCCAUAUAAUCUGGAGGGUGAUCCGGAAUUGCGCACCUUUGGAAAAGACUGGUUCAUGACCGUCCAGCGCAUGUUGGAUGCCGGCGAGAUCAAGCCGCAUCCCACUAAGCUGGGCGGGACAACUUUCGAACAUGUCAUUGAGGGUGUGGAUCUGCUCAGGAAAAAGGCAGUUUCCGGACAUAAGCUUGUGUAUCAUAUUGCAGACCCUUGA